CUCAGCGGCUGCCGGACGAUCCCCACCCUCAGCCUCGUAGGCUUUUCCCGUGCCGCUUUCUCCAGAAGCUCUUCGCCUCGGCGGGCGCAGCGAGCUCCAGGGCAGCCGUCUGAGCGCCGACCGGACGAGCAGUCUCCGGCCUCUGCAGCCGGGCCCGCGGGUAAACGCGCCCGGUUACAUCUUUAAAGAUAGUGACUCUGAGACAGCAGUCAAGUUCCUUCAGCAACUCAGGAACUAAGUCUUCUGAUCCCGAAGACGCCAAUGAACGGAUCUGAGAGAGGUCAGUCCUGCUUCUGGAAUCCAGCUCUAUGUUGAGGCUAAGAAAUGUUUUACAUCAGACAGAGUGACUCACAAGACAGGGAUAUUUCAAUAUUAAAUAAAUAUUUCAUUAGAUUUAAAGAAUGAAGAGGAACAAUUUAUCUGUGGUGAAUAAAAUUGUCCAGUCCUCGCCAGCAGUGAAACAGCCAAAGCUCGGGCUCUGCUCUCCUCUCAGCCAGAUCUGCACGUGCACUGUUCUUCUGGACUGGGGGAGUUUGCCUCACCAUGUCGUGUUACGAAUUUUUCAGUAUCUUCCUUUGAUAGAUCGGGCCCGUGCAUCUUCUGUAUGUAGGAGAUGGAAUGAAGUUUUUCAUAUUCCUGACCUUUGGAGGAAGUUUGAAUUUGAACUGAACCAGUCAGCUACUUCAUAUUUUAAGUCCACUCACCCUGAUCUCAUUCAGCAGAUCAUUAAAAAACACGCUGCCCAUCUCCAAUAUGUCAGUUUUAAAGUGGAUAGCAGCACAGAGUCGGCCGCAGCUGCCUGUGAUAUACUUUCUCAGCUGGUCAAUUGCUCCAUCCAGACUUUGGGUUUGAUUUCCACAGCCACUCCGAGUUUCAUGAAUGUAUCAAAGUCACAUUUCGUGUCAGCACUUACCGUUGUUUUUGUCAACUCGAAGUCAUUGUCAUCAAUCAGAAUUGAAGACACACCUGUGGAUGAUCCUUCAUUAAAGAUUCUUGUGGCCAAUAAUAGUGACACCCUAAGACUCCUAAAAAUGAGUAGCUGUCCUCAUGUUUCAUCGGAUGGCAUCCUUUGUGUAGCUGAUCAUUGCCAAGGCCUUAAAGAACUGGCACUGAAUUAUUACAUCCUGAGUGAUGAACUUCUCCUAGCAUUGUCACGUGAGACUCACGUUAACCUAGAGCAUCUUCGAAUUGAUGUCGUGAGUGAAAAUCCCGGGCAAAUUAAAUUUCAUUCUAUUAAAAAACACAGCUGGGAUGCACUAAUUAAACACUCCCCUGGAGUUAAUGUUGUUAUGUACUUCUUUUUAUAUGAAGAGGAAUUUGAGACCUUCUUCAAAGAAGAAACCCCUGUUACUCAUCUUUAUUUUGGCCGUUCUGUAAGCAAAGCAAUUCUAGGACGGAUAGGUCUUAACUGUCCACGACUAAUCGAGUUAGUGGUAUGUGCUAAUGGUCUUCAGCCUCUUGACAAUGAACUUAUUUGUAUUGCUGAACAUUGUAUAAACUUAACAGCCUUGGGCCUCAGCUUAUGUGAAGUUAGCUGUAGUGCUUUCAUUGAGUUUGUACGACUGUGUGGGAAAAGGCUCACGCAGCUUUCUAUAAUGGAGGAAGUUCUGAUCCCUGAUGAAGAUUAUAGCCUAGAUGAAAUUCACACUGAAGUCUCAAAAUACCUGGGAAGAGUAUGGUGUCCUGAUGUGAUGCCUGUGUGGUAAUUGGCUCCCAAAAGUCUUGAACUUUUUUUUUUUUUAAUCCAUAAGAUUAACUGCUUUCUGUUUACGUACAUAUAAGUUUUAAGUCGCAUUGCUGAAAUAUUUUAGGACAGAUAUCUUAUCAUCUGCAGGCUGUCUUAAUGGAUUGUUGUAGAAGCAUUUGAAAAAGAUACAGAAAACUUAAGACAGAAAAUUCUGUAAAAAGAGCGCUGACACUAUAUGUGGUUGGUGUGCUAAAACUACAGAUAGUUUAUAAGUAGAUUCCUCAGCCUUCCCUGAAGGCAUAUUUUAACUUGUCAAAUAAAUUUAUAAUAUUGAACUUAGAUCUCCUAAGUUUUAUUUAUUACUUUCUGACUUUAUUUUCAUUGCUUCUGUUUCAUCUUGGCAUUAAUAUGCUUUGCAAAAUAUGUAGUAUUAAAAACUAAAAAUAAAAUCAGGAUAUAAAUUCA
Messenger RNA from Tupaia belangeri chinensis (Chinese tree shrew), 2152 nucleotides. RefSeq names its product F-box and leucine rich repeat protein 21 (gene FBXL21P). Gene Ontology annotation, cellular component: nucleus; cytosol. Bases 402 to 1706 code for a protein of 434 amino acids. Gene Ontology annotation, molecular function: protein binding. Gene Ontology annotation, biological process: entrainment of circadian clock by photoperiod. The transcript is spliced from 7 exons. NCBI's taxonomy places the organism in Eukaryota, Metazoa, Chordata, Mammalia, Scandentia, Tupaiidae. The record is from RefSeq and is a predicted model, not a curated record.